Cantharellus anzutake is the source of this 675-nucleotide messenger RNA. RefSeq lists its product as uncharacterized. The annotation marks the transcript as partial. The transcript has 3 exons. NCBI's taxonomy places the organism in Eukaryota, Fungi, Basidiomycota, Agaricomycetes, Cantharellales, Hydnaceae. The record is from RefSeq and is a predicted model, not a curated record.
UGCACAGUGACUUCCUCAUUGGUGCGCUCAGUUUUCGUUCCCGCGUCUCCACUGAUACCAUGCCGCUCAAUUGACGGGCCAGGUUCCGACGUCGCGGAUGCCAUGAACAUCAAAUUCAACUUCUUUGUUCCUAAAUCGACUACGAUUCUGCCUCCUUCGCUCGGUGAUCUGCUACUUGUUCGCGGCUCUUUCAUCCCUCGCAUUGUCAAUGGGGAGUUUAUCGCCACCUCCUCCCUCUCCUCCUUGACUGUGUUGCUCAGCAACAAUCCGGGGAAGGACAUGCGUCCCGUUACUGACACCAACGCUUUUUUCGACUUCACGGGCUUGUGUACUGCCACUGGCGAUCGUUGGUUCACAUUGGCCACUGGCGCAUACCAGGCUGUGUCCAAAUCCGUCCUUAACUUUUCUGUCACCAUUCUCAUUCCGUCUACCACGCGAUGGAAAAACUUCUACUAUCCACCCACUGCGACUCCUUUGGAAGACAUCGGGUACUUACGCUCCUCCGCUUCCACUUCUUCUGCCACUGCCCCGCACAAAAAAAGGAGCCUGUUUAAUCGAGAACCCGCGACUUCCGCUGAUGACGUCACUACCACAUCCGUGCUUAGUCCCAAGGAUUGGGAAGACGAUCAUGACAAUGACGAUGCGGAGAGCAGCAACAAACGCAUUAAGUGCUAA